Rhododendron vialii is the source of this 2631-nucleotide messenger RNA. RefSeq lists its product as uncharacterized. The transcript has 4 exons. The record is from RefSeq and is a predicted model, not a curated record. Lineage: Eukaryota; Viridiplantae; Streptophyta; Magnoliopsida; Ericales; Ericaceae. The coding region runs from base 1066 to 2631 and encodes 521 amino acids.
UUUCCUAUCACUCCUGCGCUCAAGGAUUCGCUGAAAAAAACCACAUUUUUGGCAUUUGAUCAAUGCAUUUAUUGAGGAAAAGGUGAAGAGUGAUCAUUGUAGAAAGUUUGAUGAGGUGGUUGUUAAAAUUGCAGAGUCGUAUGAUGCAAAUAAAAGAGCAUUUAGAUUGGGAAACAAACAUGUCAAGCUCAAAAAGGAAGAUGUGAAGUUGAUUUUUGGGAUUUCAUGUGGAAAUGAGGAGAUAAACCAAGGUUAUUGUAAGAAAGAAGAUGUGCAGUUUGUAGUCAAGUGGCAAAUAAAGGGGAAAAGAUUGGAUACCUCAAUAAUCAAGAAGCUUUUAAAAGAAAAGGAAAACAGCAAGUUGCAAGAAGAUGUGGAUGAUAUCGCAAGAUUGUUGUGUUUAUUCCUUUGUGGGACGUUGUUCUUCUCUACAAGUGGAACCACAAUCAAUUGGGUUUAUGUUCGCUACAUGGAAGACUUGAAUAACAUUAAACAAUUUGAUUGGGCGGGAGCUAUUUGUAACUACUUGCUGAAAUCUACUCACGUGGAACAUAAAGAUCCCAAAGAAGUCAAAGGUUCUUCAAUUCUAUUAUUGGUAAUUGACAAUAUAACUCUUUACAUUUGUUUGUCUAAAAAAUAAUUAUAUGUGUCCUUUUAAGUUGUAAUUCUGUUGUGCGGUAUUGGCUUUGUGAGCAUAGCAACAUCCUGAAGCAAGAGAGCCCAUAUUCUAUUCCAAGGUUGCUCAAGUAGAACAUUGCAAAGCUGCGGAAAGCACUCAAAAACGUGAAACAGUUGCAUCAACUCCCAAAUGAAAAGGUAAAAGAUGAAACACUUGAACAAACCAUUGAAGAAAAAGUUGAAUGUGAAUUUCAGCAAGAUCAGGUUCAGCAAGAUGCUGGGGAAAAAUAUGAAGUCAAGCAACAUGAGGUGGAGAAUGAUGAAUUUGUUCAACUUGUUGAAGCUCAAUUUGAAGUUCAGCAAGAUAAGGAGGAGAAAGUUGAAGUUGCUGAAGUUGAGAACGUGCCUGAUAGUUGUGGGUUGGAUGAUUUCAAUACUCCCACUGAUAUGUUUCAGUCUCCAUUGUGCUCUUGCGAAAUAGAUGAAUCACAGCCUGUUAGUUUCAGACGUGAUGAAGUGACCUUUCCCAAAUAUAAUUCGGAUUCAACUCUUGAACCUAAUACAUUGAGUGGAAAAUCACUACCACAAAAAGAAGAUGAAUGUUUGAAGAAACUUGUGGAUAACAUAUUAGAUGAUUCAAAGAAGUAUGCACCUGCAAUGGUUGAUGAAUUGACAGAAGAAAGACACUCAAUUAGUGAUAAUCUCACUAUAAAGAUUGUAUAUUUGGAGAAGCAGAUGGAGAUUGAGAAACAAUCAAAUAAGGAUGCACUUGCCAUGAAUGUCGAAUUGAGGAAGGAAAAAGACUCAAUUACGAAUGACAUGUCCACAAAGAUCGAACAUUUGGAGAAUGAAAAGAAGCAGAUGGAGAUUGAGAAAAUAUCAAUUUGCGAGCCUCUCAAUGACGAGAUUGCAAAAUUGAAGAAACUGGUGGAAAGUCAAGACAAACAGAUUGUAAUGUUGAAAGAUGAUAUGAGCAAAGGCCCACUCACAACGAUGCAUGAACUCAAGAACCAAAAACAAUCGUUGGAGAAGGAUCUGAUUGAGAAGGUUGAAAGUCUGGAGAAGGAAAAGAAGCAAUUGGAGUUUCAGAAAUUGAAAAUGCAAGAAGACAAUGACGUUGUGCUACAAUCUAAAGAUCAGCAAAUUAUAGCAUUGGUAAGAAAAAUUGAAGAAACAGAAGAGGAAAUGAAGAAUCAAAUCCAGAAUCUUGACAAACAAAAUAAAAAGCUGUGUUUGGCAAAGGACAGAUACAUACAGACACUUUUGAACAAAGCCAGUGUCCUAAAGAAGCAAAAGGCUAAACAACAAGACGUCAACAAUGUAUUACAAAUGCAAAUUGACGAGUUCAAAAUUCAUGAGGUAACACAAUACUAUGCUGAUGAGACCGAGGGCGCAGUGCAUCAAGUAACGCAAAAUGCAACUCGUGAGAAGAUUCGAAGACUUGAACGUGAGAAGGAGGAGCUUGAAUUGGAACUCUUAGAUAUUAGAGUGCAUGAAGAGAAACAGAAACGCAAGGCAGUAAAAUCUCUGAUCUCUCCAAAUUCGAACAUAAUAGCACUCAAAGCAAGAGAAAGAAAGAAGAACACAGAUGCACACUUUGUCUAUGAAGAAGUAAAGAAGAAGACGAAGACUGGAAAAGAACUUUUCAUAGAUGUAGAUGACUUAGUCGAGUCUCAAAAGGACGAAAGAGAAAAUAAGAAACUGAGAAAGUUGAAGGCAAAUGCUGAGGUACCAAAGCUUUUAAGUCAUGAAAGUUGGAUGGCGAUUGAAACACUUUGGAAUACAGCAGACAUCAGUACUGAAGUAUGGUCUUCGAAAGAUGAACUAGUGCAUGUCACUGCUCAUGACAUACAGACGUUGUUGUUUGAAUCAGCAUUAUCAACCCUAACGUUUAAAUUUCACUGUACUGAAGUAUGGUCUUCGAAAGAUGAACUAGUGCAUGUCACUGCUCAUGACAUACAGACGUUGUUGUUUGAAUCAGCAUUAUCAACCCUAACGUUUAAAUUUCACUAG